GUUGCUGCUGCAUAGAUUUUGUGCUACCCGCCAAACGACCGAGCUACUAGGGUUUUGGAGAGCGAUAGAGAGAUGGGAGGCAAAGGAAGGAGAAGGAGAGAGAAGAACUACAGGGCAGCUCAUGGAGGCUAUACUCGGCUACCACCAGCGCCUGAUCCUUCCAAAGUCGACGCUUUGCCUUCUAAACUGCGCAAGCUCAUGUCUUUAACUUCUCAAUCCCAAGGGGAUUCUAAGGUUGUAAAAAAUGUUAAAGACAAGAAGAAAAAUGGGAAUAGUGCUUCUGAGUUAAAAUCCAAUUCUAAGGUUGAAGUCGAUGUAGACAUUACUGGGAUCAAAGAUCGACUUCAAGAUGCAGAUAAUUCUGAUGGUAAUGCAAACAAUAUCACCAAUGAAAAGAGAAAGAAGAAAAGAAAGAGAAAGCAAGUAGAGGACCUUCGAUUUGAGACAUUAAAUGAGAAAUCUGAUGCUAGUACAAAAAGACGGGAGCGCAAGAAGAAGUACCUGGAAGCACGAAAAAACAAACACAAAAGAGCUAGAACAGAAGAGAAUCUAGAGUUCCCUGGACAUGAGAAGAUCAAAUUUGGAGAUAUAGUCCAAGCUCCACCAAAAUUACUAGCUGUUCCCAAGGCAUUUAAGAAUUUGCAAGAUGCUUCAAAGGAGCGAGUUCGGUUGCAGGCUAUCCAGUCGUAUAGGGAACGCAAGGGAUGGACCUCAAGACCAGGAAAUCAGCUCCGUAAUACCCUGAUUGCACCAAUGGAAUUGUAAUUAAAGACUAUUCUUUCUGAUUGUAAUAGAGAUUUUGAUUCUAACUUUCUGCUUAUAGAUGUGGAUGCAUUUUGCCUAUUCAAAUUUUUAA
Molecule: messenger RNA, 856 nt
Organism: Ziziphus jujuba (common jujube)
Lineage: Eukaryota; Viridiplantae; Streptophyta; Magnoliopsida; Rosales; Rhamnaceae
Exons: 5
Coding region: 73-765 (230 amino acids)
Source: RefSeq, a predicted model, not a curated record